AUGAAGUUACGAGAAUUCCGACUGGAGGUGGCCAAAGAAUUGUGUUGGUGUGGACCGUCAAUAAUAAAGAAGAGAGGAAGACCCUCCUCAUUUGUAUCUGACAUGCUUGAUGUAAGAAUCAAAAGGAAGCCAAAACUCAAUGUACCACCAAAAGAUGUCAAGACCGAUGGAAUGGAACACUUUCCUAUUUGGUCUAACAUUAGGAAGCGAUGGUUAACAUCUAACGUCAUCGCAGAAGUUUUGAAUGACUCCGAGUUCGAUUAUUCUGGAGAUGAUACGGAUAAAGAUCCAGAGUUUCAUCCACCAGAAAUCAAUCAAACUAUCCGUGAUCAUGCUCAAAGCGAAUCCAGUAGUUCGAGCGAGGAUGAAGAUGAUUUGGUUACUUCGGUGGCUUCUCCGACAGUGUCAGACAACUCAGACUCACCUUCAACUUCGUCAUACUUAUUACGAGCAAGAGGACGCGCAAGAAACAUUUCACAGGCAGAGUUGUGGUCGUAG
Messenger RNA from Parnassius apollo (apollo), 498 nucleotides. The record is from the annotation of a GenBank genome assembly. Lineage: Eukaryota; Metazoa; Arthropoda; Insecta; Lepidoptera; Papilionidae.